Molecule: messenger RNA, 2754 nt
Organism: Lutzomyia longipalpis
Lineage: Eukaryota; Metazoa; Arthropoda; Insecta; Diptera; Psychodidae
Product: probable peptidyl-tRNA hydrolase 2
Exons: 2
Coding region: 1287-1802 (171 amino acids)
Cellular component (GO): cytosol; mitochondrion
Molecular function (GO): peptidyl-tRNA hydrolase activity
Source: RefSeq, a predicted model, not a curated record
AAUAAGAAACCACUUGUCUGUGUUUGAAGAAUUUCAUUGGACUUUUCCGCGGAAAAUAAUGUAAAAUCUAUGGAGAAUUUGUUAACCCUUCCGUAAAUUACUUUAUUUGAUUAAUUUUUGCAAUAAAAAAGCAUUUUUUGUAGUUUUUAUUAUCUUUUUAUUCUUCGUUUUCUCUUGUUUUUAUUACAUACUUUCCUUUUUUCCUAAAUCUUCCAAUCUUUCUGAUACAAAAACUUUUAACCUCUAGGCCGCCAAGCGGGGUCGUUGAACGACCCCAGCCCUAUAUUUCGUGCUAUAACUUAAUAAAUAUAAAAGAUACCAUUCCCAUCUUUUGGAAAUAAGUUCCUUGGUUAUCUGAGGAGGUUGUGUAAAAAUUUCAGCUCAAUCCGUCCACCACAAGAAAAGUUAUUAAGGAAAAUGUAGAAGAAGGGAAUUCAAAAAUUGGUGUAACGGCCAUGCUGCGGAAAAUUUCUUAGAAUGAAGUUAGUCACAUCAUAAAUCAUAUGGUUGAAGGGUUGUGUUUACUUUUUCACUUUACCUUCUCAGUGUCAGAAUUAUCGCGAAUAAGUAACAUAAACAACAUAAAACAUAAUUAGAAGCAUAUAAAUGUGCAAAACAAGAAAGAAUAUUCGAGAAAUAUUGCCAUUUAUCACGGUGCGGGAAGUGAGGGGAAUGUGGGGAAGUAGUGAAAAAAAAUAGCAAUUGCAGUCAACUUCGUGGCAAAUUUCUCAAGAAGAAAUUGUGAAAAAUGAGUGAAAAAUGUUUUUCCCUAAUAUCUUCUUCUGCGUGUUUCCGGGUGGCGAAUUUGUGAUGCAAGGGGCAAGAGGACUAUAUAAGGAGUCUAAAGGUAGUGACCCGACAGUUCCCGGUUUUAUAGUUUAUGAGAAAAUCGACGUCCUUCUUGGGGUCGUUCAACGACCCCACCUUGGCGCUCUAAGGAAGCUCCAAGGUCUUGGCGGCCAGCAGGUUAAAAAUACCUUUGGAGUUUCAACCAAAACUUCAAAUUGGUAAAAGCAGAAAGCAGCUUUUCAACAUAACCCAACUUUUCAUCGUGCAUGAAUUUUUCUUACAAAAAAGUCUCAUAGGAAAUUGCAAGAAAAUCAAUUAAAAACAGCCUUGAAUCCUUUUUGAUAUCCUGCCAAAUAUUGUGCAAGAACUUCCGGAAAAUCUGGAAAACUUCCCUAAUCACUUGGAACUAUUACUUUGACCAUAAACUGUGUGAUAAAAGUGCGUUGAUAUCGCACAACUUUGUGAAAUUCAGCAGAUAGACGUGAACUUGGAGCGAUAUGACACUACCUGUCUUGGAACCAUCAUCCCUGGUCAACGGUGCAGCAAUUCUCCUAUCAUUCUUUGCUGGCUACAAGUACGCCCAAAUGGUGGCGGAGAGGAAUCGCGAGCAGAAAAGUGAAUCGUGCAGUAAAAUGGAAUCGCCGGUCUUCCGUGACAAUGGGGAGUACAAGAUGAUCCUCGUGGUGAGGAAUGACCUGAAGAUGGGCAAAGGAAAAAUCGCCGCACAAUGCGGACAUGCUGCUGUUGGAGCCUUCCAAAGUGCCAUGCGGAAGAUCCCUCACAUUGUGCGACGCUGGGAGAAUUCCGGAUGUGCCAAAAUUGCCGUAAAAGUGGAAAGUGAGGAGGAACUAAUGCAAAUACGCCACAGAGCCAAUGCCCUGCAACUCAGUACGUGCCUAAUCCGCGAUGCAGGACGCACACAAAUUGAACCCAACACAAAGACAGUCCUUGCCAUUGGCCCAGCUCCGUGUCAGGAAGUGGAUAAAGUUACUGGACAUUUGAAAUUGCUCUAAAUCUCUUUUUUUAUGAUUAUUUGUGUUCAUCAUUAAUAUUUAUAUAUUUCCGAGUGAUUCUCAACAAAAAAAAUGUUUUGAAAAAUGAAUUAAGAGAAAAUGAGAGGAGAGACUUACAGGAAGUUCUGCGCUUUAGAACCAGAGAUCACCUUCAGCUUCCCCCUCAUUCUCAACAGUUGGUUCUUCCUUUGUGAUCGUCAAGAUGAGAUUAUUGUCCUCCUCAUCCGUGUCAGAGAUGGCCAAAUCAUCCUGAAUAGCCACACUUGGGUUCGGAAGCGGAACAGGAUCUUCAGCUGGUGGCAUUUGUGGCAUUUCCAUUUGCUGCAAUUCCGGCACAACCACCGACGUACGCUGUUGGGCCGUGGAUGUACUUGAGGACAUUCCCAAAAAGUCCGAUGGAUCGUAAUUUGGAUCCAAAUCCAUUGAUUCAUCGUCAUAUGCAGCUGCACCGGCAAUUGCUUCCUUCCCACCAGCUCCAGUUGCCGUGUAGAAGCCAAUUCCACUCAGUUGUACCAUUGCCUCAGCCGCUUGUUGACUAUCAUCAUCUCCAUGAACUCCUGCAACCCAAAAAAAAGUCCCAUCAAUUAGCAUUUCCUGCCCAUUCCAACAAAAUAAUAAUAAUCCCAAAUAUCUCACCUAUUGAACUUCCUCCUCCACCACCACUAAUUGCUGAUCCACUCCUAUUGAGUCCCUCACCCUGUGCCAGAGUCUCCACAACGCUCUCAUGAUCAUUGUCACUCCCAACUUCCUCAAAUUCCUCAUCAUCCGUGGAGAAUUGCAAAUCUUCCGGGAAAAUGGACAAGAUGUUAAUUUUAAAAAAUCACAAAUUAUAUUUUUUAAUUAAAAGUCAAAUUUUUGAGCCCAGAAAAAAAUUCUUUAUGGUCUAUUCAAAUCAACUUUGCAUUAAAACUCCACCAGGUUGUCACACAUUUCAACCAAUAAACACUCAAGU